Molecule: messenger RNA, 1209 nt
Organism: Pseudo-nitzschia multistriata
Lineage: Eukaryota; Bacillariophyta; Bacillariophyceae; Bacillariales; Bacillariaceae
Source: the annotation of a GenBank genome assembly
AUCAGAUUUGUUUUCACGACAGUGCAACGAAGCGGUGUUCUGCACUGUAAMGAUCACCCCACCGAAUCUAAUUUGCAAUGGCACAUUACGUUGGUUCUCUCCUAGGUCGAGGCUGUCGAACUAGGGGGCUUUUUGAUAGCCGGCGUUUGCGGGGGGGUUCGAGUACUUCGUCGGCGUUGUUUUCGUCGCUCAGUAGCAAGCUAGAGAACCCCGGAAAGCUCGUUGCGGGAUUGACGCCAGAGGAGGUAGAAGCGAAUCCCGAAAUAGCCGAAUAUCUGCGAUCCAACUUUGGAGACGAAGUUACAAACGCGGAUGGAGAGAUAACCAGUGGCAUCAACAUUCCACCUGAACUUCUUCGGGAAUUUGGAAUUGAAGAUCGCUCCGAUGAUAAUGUGCCAGAGAAAAAAUACGGCGAGCCUCGUGUGGAUGCUGGGCUUGGUAGUGCUGAACAGCAAAGCUUAAAUAUCCGAGUUUUAAAAACUUACGUGAGGUCCGAAGAAGGGUCGAAAGCAUGCCGGCGUCUUCGAUACAAUAACAUCAUACCAGGCAUUCUAUUUGGGGGAGACCCUAAUUUAWAUAUCUCAUCAUCGAACCAUUCUGCAAAGACUCUUGUGAAAACCCCUUGGCCGGAGCUUCAGCGUGAGUUGGAUAGAUAUCAUCGGCAAUUCGAAAGCCGUGUUUAUGAUUUGACAGUAUUGGAGAACGAGAGUGACACAGAAGGUACAGUUCACCGCRUCGUCCCAAGUAGCGUACAGUGGCAUCCUGUACAAGGUAGCAUCUUUUGUGCAAACUUUGUUCGGUAUCAUGCGGGCCGACCACUGAAAAUUCCAGUGAAGUAUAUUAACAAAGAAGAGAGCCCGGCACUGAAAAGAGAUGGUUACAUCAUUCCCGUCAAAAAACACAUCGAAUGCUUUGUAGAAGAAGGGGUUCCCAUACCAGAUGCCUUGGAAGUCGAAUGCACAGGACUGCAAGUGAAAGAUAUCAUUCGAAUGGAUCGAGUUAUAUUUCCCGACGGUGUCAAGCAUACUGACCGCUUAGAUAUCAAAAAUUUYGUCAUUGGUCCCGUAAGAGGAGGCAGAGGAGCUGCCACGGGUAGCGGUGGUGAUGAUGAAAGCGAAGAAGCUGAYCCACAGUAGAGAUAAUGAAAUUGAGAAACAUCACUUCAUUGCAUCGUAUCAAAUAACAAAAUGAUAAAGUUAUGGGGCAAUC